CAGCCGCAUUGGAUCCCACAGCCUACUGCGAGACUCCGGUGUACAACCCGGAUCUCUGCCCCAACAUGAUCGCGGCCCAGGCCAAGCUGGUCUACCACCUGAACAAGUACUACAACGAGAAGUGCCAGGCCAGGAAGGCCGCCAUUGCCAAGACGAUCCGGGAAGUCUGCAAGGUGGUUUCCGACGUGCUCAAGGAGGUGGAGGUGCAGGAGCCCCGGUUCAUCAGCUCACUCAACGAGAUGGACAAUCGCUACGAGGGCCUCGAGGUCAUCUCGCCCACCGAGUUCGAGGUGGUGCUUUACCUGAACCAAAUGGGGGUGUUCAACUUCGUGGACGACGGCUCGCUGCCCGGCUGCGCGGUACUCAAGCUGAGCGACGGGCGGAAGAGGAGCAUGUCCCUCUGGGUGGAGUUUAUCACGGCCUCCGGCUACCUCUCGGCGCGCAAAAUCCGCUCCAGGUUUCAGACGCUGGUGGCUCAAGCGGUGGACAAAUGCAGCUACAGGGACGUGGUCAAGAUGGUGGCAGACACCAGCGAAGUGAAACUGAGAAUCCGAGACAGGUACGUGGUGCAGAUCACCCCGGCUUUUAAAUGCACCGGGAUCUGGCCGCGCAGCGCGGCGCACUGGCCGCUGCCCCACAUCCCCUGGCCGGGCCCCAAUCGCGUGGCGGAGGUGAAAGCGGAAGGCUUCAAUCUCUUGUCCAAGGAGUGCCACUCGCUGGCCGGCAAGCAGAGCUCGGCCGAGAGCGACGCCUGGGUGCUGCAGUUCGCGGAAGCCGAGAACAGACUGCAGAUGGGCGGCUGCAGGAAGAAAUGCCUCUCCAUCCUCAAAACCCUGCGGGACCGCCACCUCGAGCUGCCCGGCCAGCCCCUCAACAACUACCACAUGAAGACUCUGGUGUCCUACGAGUGCGAGAAGCACCCCCGGGAGUCGGACUGGGACGAGUCCUGCCUGGGAGACCGGCUGAACGGCAUCCUGCUGCAGCUCAUCUCCUGCCUGCAGUGCCGGCGCUGCCCCCACUACUUCCUGCCCAACUUAGAUCUGUUUCAGGGCAAGCCCCACUCGGCCCUGGAGAACGCCGCCAAGCAGACGUGGCGGCUGGCGAGGGAGAUCCUGACCAACCCGAAAAGUUUGGAGAAACUUUAGAGGGCGAUUUCGUGGAGAGGCGAGACGACGGCUCGCCGCCGAGUCCUAGUGAAGCAUAAACUUCCCGUUCGAGUCGUACCUAACAUUCCACUCGACCACGUCCUUAAAAAGGAAUAGUGCAAGGCUCGGGCGUCCUCUGGAGAAGCAGCGGAAGCCCAGACCCACGAGCGCUAGAAGACUUGACAGGCGACCUCCGAGCCCCCGGAGGGGCCAGGCCAACUCCGGCCAGAGCCCGGCGGCGAGGCGGGGGCGCGCGGGGCGCAGCGGCCCCGACGACGU
Messenger RNA from Choloepus didactylus (southern two-toed sloth), 1424 nucleotides. It is a transcript of the gene MAB21L1, whose product is annotated as mab-21 like 1. The transcript has a single exon. The record is from RefSeq and is a predicted model, not a curated record. Bases 66 to 1145 code for a protein of 359 amino acids. NCBI's taxonomy places the organism in Eukaryota, Metazoa, Chordata, Mammalia, Pilosa, Megalonychidae.